AUGACUUCGAGUGUUUCAUCGUCCAUGGAAAAUUUUGAUAAAAACCUGAAGAACAAAAAUGAGAGCAGCAAAAACGUGAGCAAUAUAAAUAUUAGCAGCAAAAAUGAGAGCAACAAACAAGUGAGCAAUACAAAUGAGAGCAACAAAAAAGAGAGCAACAAGAACGAGAGCAUAAAAAACGAGAACAAGGAACACGUGAGCAACAAAAAUGAGAGCAACAGAAACGAGAACAACGACAACGACCACGUGAGAAGUAAAAACGUAAACAACAAAAAGUUGGAAACAAAAAUCCCUUAUCGAUCGUUUCCUCGGGAUCUUCAUAAGGAAGCACAAGCUCCAUCGAAAGAUGAAGGGAACACGAUCGUGAAGCGGUCUGGUGCAGCAGGAGUCUGCUCAACGCCGUACGGCAAGAUGAGCGUCGGUCAAGCCAUCCAUUGGAUUGGCUGCAGAAAAAUGCUCUGCCGAUCAGAGCGGGGAUUUCCUUAUCUACUGGAAAAAACAUGUCCCCCGAUUCCCGCCAACUUGCCCCAAGGAUGCACCGUCUUGCACCCAUCGCAGAUCCUACCUUAUCCUGGCUGCUGCCCCAGACCUAGCUGUCCUCCUAAGGCGCCGCGACCAUCACCAACUCUAAAACUCAUGAGCGCGAUUAGGCGACCCAAGCAAACACAAGUAAAAACUAAAGAUGAUUCAGAUCAAGGAGACAAGAUUGCAUUGGUAAAGAUAGAAGAAAAACAGGGAAAAAUUACGGUGUUCCAACCAAAUGGAGACAUUAGUGCUUCUGAAAUGGAAAAAGCUAACAUUUCAACAAAAAAUGAAACUUUGGCUAAAGUCAGUGAUUCUAUAUUCAACGAGGAAAUUAACAAUAGUACCGGCGCUGACCGACUUACUUUGAACUCGACAAACAACGUUGAACAAUCAUUGCCGGCGGCAGCCCAUGAUGCUUUGGCAAAUAUUCGACCACAAACAGAAACUGAAACAAAAGAUCUACUUGACACGAUAGGGGGAGGUGAUGUAUCAAAGAAGACCAAUGAAGCCAAGAAAAAAGCAAACACGACAAAAAAUACGGAAAAUGAAGCCAUCAAAACUGAGAGAUCCAAAAGAAUCAACAAGCUAUUAGAAAACACAGUAAACCACAGAAAUCUCCUCAGGCAAACCCAAAAUCACAAGAAGAAUAACAACGGAACAGAUAAAAUGAACUAUCAAGUUAAUCCACUGAAGGAUUCACUGACCGAUCCUCUUACGUUGAAUCCCAUUAUACCUUCCGACGGAAAUGAAAAUUUUCCUAAAAGUAUUCUUAGUAAUAGAAGGGGAAAGAACCAAUCGGAUGAAAAAAUUGCCAUAUUCUCGGAAUCUGCUUUUCCGGAAAUGGGUGAACACUUUGCUGGAAUUAGAGACACGUACGAUUCAGGUGAUGCACGUGUAGGGAAUGGUAGUGAAAGGUUGGUCGCUCAUAAUGAUUCAUCUCCAGUAAUCAACGCCAUUCGUAUGAAAAAGAUAACACUUGGUGACAAUUUUUCCGCAAUAGAAGAAUCUGAAAUUUAUGAAUUUGUUCAAGAAACGUCUUUCAAGUUUCCAACUGAAAAUAAAACUGACAAUCUAGUUUCUGAAUCACAGACGAAUGAAAAUAAGGGAUAUUCAACUAUGAAUAAAACAUCAAGAGCCGCAAAUUCAACAACGUCUCAGAAUGAUGAAGAGCUCGUCUCAGUUACCACUACUACACCUGAGCUCACAACAUUGAUGCCACAAAACUUGAAAAGUGAAGAAACUGAUCAAUCUUCUGAGGGUUCGACAGUACAAGUGAAUCAAUAUGAAAAGAAGGCUCAUGAUAGCCCUACAAAAAAAGUUAGUAUAGUUGAGACAAGACCCCAAUACCUGAAGUUCUUUUCCAUUUUGAAAAAAGCUUCGGACAAUGGGACUGUCAUUUCUUUGCCAGGUACGAAGUCAAACAGUGCCCAAAUUCCAUAUGGCCUUAAUAAACGAGAUCGCAUCACUCUUGAAAUGGUUUCCGAAGCUAUUGAAAAAGGCCUGGAUGCUCUUUUUAUUCCACCCGAGAAGAAAAAAGUAAUUGUUCACCCAGAUAAAUCAACGGCUCAGCCUGAAAACAAAACAAGUGACGUGAUUGAAUUCAUUUAUAUUGGGCUGAAUCCAUCGCCUCAACUGAAAAAUAACAGUAAUGUACGUUUUUUAAAUGUCGACGACAUGGAACCGUCAGAGACGAAGCAAAUUGAACGCACUCGCAGGAAUACAAAACUGCAUAAGCACCAUGAGAACGAAAUUGUAAAGGAUUUCAGACCUAGAAGUAGGCCAGUAUUUUAUAUGCCACAGCGAUACAGAAAAAAACCACUUGAUGACAAAGCAAAUGCCACAAAAGCUGCCACUGCACAUAAGACUCUUAAUAUAUCAGCUGAGUCGUCGUCAAUUGUUGAAGCGACCACAUCUAAUGAACAAACUGACAUCGCAAAAGUUCCUCAAAUUCUUCAAGAAAGUAACAUAAUUGACGCUGCUCCAGAAAUUUCGACAGUCAAGCCAAUUAUUUCUGAAAAAUCACUCAAGAACGAAAGCAUUCCAGCAAACAGAGCCGACGAGAAAAAUGAAUCCAUAGCAAAGAGAAGGUCACGUUCUAGAAUGACAAUUCCAGGGCUAAUGUUGCCUCGCGCUAGAAUAAGUAAUGGGACUAAACUAAAUGAAAAAAUUUCUGCGUUCACCAAGACUGCUCAAGCAAAAUAUCGAAAGAAAGUGCCUAACAACAAUGAAGCCGUUACUGAGAUGGGCACUACGUCAGAAAAGCCGUCGAAAGCUUCCCCGUCCACUAUUGAGAGACGACGUUUACGAGGAAGACGAGUGCAAAAUGCAUCGGAUGAAGAAGCUCCUGCCAAAGAACUAUUGGCUGUUAACCAAAUGGAAUCAAAUGACAAAAAUGUAAAUCAUAACGACCGCUUACGAACAAUGCGGCAAAUGUUGUUGAACAGAAGGAGACCUUUGAGGACCGGAAGCACGCAAAAUAACAUGGCGGAUACUGAAGUAGGUGAAGUUCAGACUAAUUCUUCUGCUACAUCAACUGGCGACGUUAUUACACAACCACCGGAGGUGCUGAAGACUGACAUCAAAGCUCCUGAAGCGUCUGCUGACGCAAUCGAAACACAAAAAACAACUUUGCCCAUUUUAAGCGUAACAAUUACAUCAAAUGAUACUUUACGCGAGUUAGGUAAGGAUUCCGCUCAAGUAGAAUCUAAAGGGCAUGAAACGAAGCCAAAAAGUCUCAGUGCAAGACUUCGGUUGCAAAACCGAGUUAGUUCGAGGCAAAGGAAAAUAUUACCUCUUCCAAAUUACGGAAAAUCCACCCCACCUACUAUUCUGAAUGCCUUAAGUCACGAACCUGCCAAAAUUGGUUUAGAAACGGAUUCAGAACCACUCGAAGAAAGUAAACCUACGAUUUCGACGUCCGAAUCUGAUCAAACAUUGAAUGCUAUUGACAAUGAACAGCCAUCACUCAAACAAUUGGAUGCAAGCCUUUUGCAAACUGACCGCAGAAGGCAUGGUGCUCAGCGCGAAAGAUUGCUGAAACUCAUCAGAGCUCGUGCGAGGGCGAGGCAGAAUGCCGUGCCAACACCUGAAAUAAAAUCUUCAAGCCACGCCUCCACAACUCCUGAUACGACAGCAAUAUCUGGAGAAGGAUCUCCCGUGUCUUCUGUUCAAACCAACUCGCCAAAAACAAUUGAAUUAAAGAAAAUACCAAUAAGAGUUAUUAAAGAGCACUCCAGUGUCGUGAAACCCACAAAACCCACACAGUCUUUUCGACAGAGGCUUAAUCCAAAACUUGUAGCAGUGGCCCAGCCUAUUUCACCACCUACAAACGUGAGAAACUUGUCACCAGUUCGAGUCAACCAAAUUCAACAACGCGCACGGGUUGUUACAGAAUCUACUCCCGCCGCGGUGGUGACGCAUGCAAACAUUCCCGUGGUGGAUUUUGCUAGACGUACAGUUCAGAUUCCUAUUAGAAACCAUGUUGGUCAUCAAGUUAAUGCUAUUUCUCCGCAAAAUGUCCAAAAAACAGUCGUGUCUCCAUUACGGUCCACAGCGUUGCCAAGAGAACGCAAUCCACCGCCUGCGAAUGCAGUCGUUACACAGCCGACCAAUGCACCUGUUCCGAUCCAUCAGACACAACAGCAGUUCCAGCAGCCAACUCAUCCCCCCUUGCAGCAUAUCCACCAGAAAACAGGACUACCACAAGACCAUCAGCACAUUAUCCACCAUCCUUUCAAUCAGCUGGUUCUACCUCAGCCCAUUAACCAAUAUAACACUCAAUAUCAGCAGCAAAACCCAACCCCGAUUUUUACUCAAAAUCAACAAGUGAUUCAGAAUACACCUGCAAAUGUUGCUUAUCAACCUCAUCUGGUGCAACCUACUCAUGCGCCUCUCCAUCAAAGUCAUGUUAUUCAGAAUCAAGUACACGAAGCUCCCAAAACAACAACGAAAAAGCCUGUUGAUUAUGAAUCUCUUUUACCGACAGUGGAUGAUUUUCCGGAAAUGAGAGAUGAUUAUGAACUGCCAGGUUUCGACUUCGGAGAUGAAGACUUUGAGUAUAAAGAACCCCAAUUUGUAAUUGACUAUAAGAAAAAAAUCAAAGAAAAACCUAAGGAAAAGAAGCAAAAAAAUUACCCUGAGCCAGAGGAGCCACAAUUUACAAUUCCAAAAGAACCUUCUUUCGCUAUCCCUAAAAAAUCCAAAGUUAGAAAGCAAAAUAUUCCAGAAGGAGCAAAAGUUACCGAGAACGAAUACUUCGUUGAAGGACCAUCUGGUGUGCCAAUAAAAGUAACUACCGUGACUUUUCACACGUCUAAAUCCACGGUUCGAAACGAGAAUGUGAAGAAUCGGUCAUCACACUUCAAAAGAGAUCCUUUUGUUAACAAUUAA
This is a messenger RNA of Hyalella azteca, 4914 nucleotides long. RefSeq lists its product as uncharacterized. The transcript has 3 exons. The record is from RefSeq and is a predicted model, not a curated record. NCBI's taxonomy places the organism in Eukaryota, Metazoa, Arthropoda, Malacostraca, Amphipoda, Hyalellidae. The coding region runs from base 1 to 4914 and encodes 1637 amino acids.